Molecule: messenger RNA, 2154 nt
Organism: Coniosporium apollinis CBS 100218
Lineage: Eukaryota; Fungi; Ascomycota; Dothideomycetes
Exons: 1
Coding region: 1-2154 (717 amino acids)
Biological process (GO): ribosome-associated ubiquitin-dependent protein catabolic process; rescue of stalled cytosolic ribosome
Cellular component (GO): RQC complex
Source: RefSeq, a predicted model, not a curated record
AUGUCGUCGCGUGCUCUGCGGCGGGCCCAGCGGGAGCUGGAAGAGAAAGAACAGCAAGAGAAGCUAGCAGCUCAGAAGAAGCAAGAGGAAGACUCAGAUGAUGGGGAAACAGAGUCACUUGUUAAUGCGCGGACAAGCCUCUUCGCAGCGUUAGGCGACGCGGAAGAGGACGACGGCGAGGAUGGGGAGGAUGAGGACACAGAUACCGCAACAGACGCCCGCGAUAGCAGUACACAUCCCUCGAGUAGGAAAGAGACAGCUCCGGUGACCUCGAACGCUAAGCGGAAAAAGAAGAGAAAGGGCAAGGAAGGGAAGAGAGCACCGGGGCAGCCUGACCAGACAACAUCUGUUUCGAAGAAGCCAUCACAGGAACUGGACGAGAUAGACAUAGCGCUCAGAGCCCUGUCUACCACGGCGCAAGAUACUGAAGCCGAGACGCAGAGAACGAACCCAACCAACGCCGAACUGCUCGAGCUGUUCCAGCUGCUGUCGGUCGACUCCCAGCACCUCCAUGCCGCGAACGAGAUGCGCCGACUGUUUGGCCGUGCAGCCCUAGAAGACCAUGAAGAAGGCGAUCAGGCUGCAGGAGGUCGGAGGCGAGGCAGAGGACAGGGGCAGGUGGGCAUCGCUGGAGCUGUUGCAGGCAGGAACAUGCCUGGAGGCCGCGGGCUAGCGACUCUGGGUCUACGACGUAACAUGUUCAUACAAGGCAAGGAGGAUUGGCCGAAGGCACCAGCCGGCGGACUCGGUAUGGAGAUUGUCAAGAAGAACCCCGAUGGAACAGUCGAGUACCGCUUUGUGCACAGCAGCUCCUAUCAAGACGUGCAGUCACAGUUCGAGACAUGCGUCGCAUCAAUGGACCCCAAUCGCAUGGUCCAACUCCUGCAAUACAACCCGUAUCACAUCUCAACUCUGCUCCAGGUUUCCGAAAUCGCCAAGCAAGAACGCGACCACGCUACUUCCGGUGAUCUCCUUGAGCGCGCCCUCUUCUCCUUCGGCCGUGCCGUACACUCUACCUUCUCCACCAACGUCUCCCAAGGCAAAGCGCGUCUUGAUUUCCGCCGACCUGAGAACCGCGAGUUCUGGCUUGCGUCUUGGCGCUAUAUUGCCAAUCUCAGCAUGCGCGCUACCUGGCGGACUGUCUACGAGUGGGCGAAGCUGUUGUUGGCCCUCAGCCCGUCAGAAGAUCCCUACAAAGUUGGCCUUGUCAUUGAUCAGUUCGCCGUCCGCGGCCGCCAACAAGCCCACUUCAUCUCCCUGGCCACAAGCUCACACUUCCAGGACUUAUGGAAAGAUACUGCGAAUAUUCCACUGACCCUCGGGCUCGCAUACAUUCAAACUUCAAACCCCUCGACAGGCCGCAAAGUACUGCGUGAAGCGAUCGAACGCUGUCCCUGGGUCGCCGCCCGUCUCUUCAGCGAGCUGCAGCUCGAACCCAUACCACCCAGUGUAUGGGGCGCGUCACCCCCCACACCCUACGACGACCUCGAAACAGCACUCUACGCCACGCGCGCGAAAGACACCUGGAACACGCCCGAGGCGACCGCUCUACUAAUGGAAGUGGCCUCAGCCGCCAAACCGUCUUCCGCAACAUCCACCUCCAUCCCUUCCGAAAAAACCAUAGAUCUGGACCUCGCAAGGCACACGAUCCUAACAGACACCCCCGCGCUAAUCGCCCUCGUACCGCGCGAAUUCACAAGCCAGAUGCGCUCGAUAAGCGAUCCCCUCCCGCCGCCCGAUAACCUCCCCUCCUACACCCCCCGCGCGCCACGUACAAGCGGGCGCCACCCCACCAUCAGCCACCACGACCUCGACGCGCUGAUGCAGGAGCACGAGGAGCUCCUGUCCUUCUUCCGCCCCCUGCGACCUGCGCGAAGGACGGGCACGCCCGCCGACCCGGCCUCAGACACAGAGGCAGACAACGAUGACCGCCGUGGUCCCCCCACGCGCGAGGACAUCGAGCGGUUGGCUCACGAGUCUGGGAUCUCGGCUGAGGAGAUGAUGGCAAGGAUGCGCAGGGUGCUGGAACUGCAGACGGCGCUUGGGGAGGCGUUUACGGUGCUGGGGAUUCCGCCGGCUGGGAUGGUGCGUCGGGCUGCGAUGGGGGGGGAGGCGGGAGAGGAGAGCGACGAGGGGCUUGUGCGGGAUCUUUAG